Drosophila obscura is the source of this 562-nucleotide messenger RNA. RefSeq lists its product as uncharacterized. The transcript has a single exon. Bases 3 to 557 code for a protein of 184 amino acids. Lineage: Eukaryota; Metazoa; Arthropoda; Insecta; Diptera; Drosophilidae. The record is from RefSeq and is a predicted model, not a curated record.
AUAUGUCAUGGGACAUCUUCUGGUGUGUCUGCUCCUCGUGCUUGCUGGCAUUCAUGUGUGCUGUCCGGCAGUCGAGCGCGGGCUUUGCCCAGUGCGAGUCCCUGCUCGAGUACGGGCAUAUUCCCUUCAAGCUGUCGUGCGAGGCGAGGUACAGCAAGAGGCUGAAGCUUUACUAUCGCGACAAGAGGAUCAAAGCGGACACGCCCUUUCGCGUGUGGAUCAGACGCGAUGCCCGAGAACGUGUCGACCUACUGAUCACACUCCACAAGUCGCCGCUGUGGAAUUGCGGCAGCGUUAGCUGCACCCUCAACUGGCUGCACUGCCAGCACGCGCACGCCUCUGGCAUUUUCAUCGAGCCCGACAAUCUCUUCUGCUACAAAUUCAACUUCUCGUAUGUGGCAGAGCUGCAGAAGGAGUGUGGCAUGGAGCCGCUUAGGCUUGAUUUUGUGGCCAUUCACUAUGGGGUGAGUUAUCGGGACGAGAGGCGGAUCUCGUCAUGCGCGUCUGGUCGUCUCAAAUGGGCCUUGUGGAGUGCCUGGAGCUGGUGCUGGAGCUAGAGCUU